UCAUCGGCAUUCGACUGACGUCCAAACGGCGUGCGUCACUGCUAUACAUAUAUAUUACAUAUGUGUGUGUAGGAGGAUACGAGUCGCGCGAUAUGAGUCUGUGAAGAUCCAACGAGUGAUCAUAUUCGUGUUUCUCACGUUUCUCGCAUUUCUCAUUUUGUACAAGCCAAGCCUCACAGAUGGGUGAUAAAGUACGCGAUGUCGUUCUCAUAUUUGUUUGCGCGGUCCUCGCGUUGGUAAACGGGUACACGUUGAGCUUCGCCAAACCGCAGAGCAACAAUGUCACCACGUCUUACACACAUUAUGAGGAGCUACAGCGGUUGUUUCACUCUCUGGCCGAGAAGUACCCGCAUCUGGCCCGAGUGUUCUCCAUCGGGAAGUCGGUGGAAGGUCGGGAGCUCUUAGUGCUUGAGAUCUCGGAGAAUGUCAAUCACCGCAAUCCCGGCGAGCCUAUGGUCAAAUAUGUUGCCAACAUGCACGGUGAUGAAGCUGUCGGCAGGCAACUGUUGAUCAUCCUUGGCCAAUACCUCUUGAACGAGUAUGGGAAAGACGAGCGUAUCACCAAACUAGUGAACCAGACUGAUAUCUAUCUAAUGCCUUCCAUGAAUCCAGAUGGUUUUGAGAAAUCACUGGAAGGAAAAUGUGAUUCCAAGGAGGAUUUUUCAGGGAGGGAGAACGCCAAUCAUGUUGACCUCAAUCGUGACUUUCCUGAUCAAUUUGAGAGAAGAAGUCAACUCAGAAGAGGUAACGUUAUAUUAAAUGGACGUCAGAAUGAGACCAUCGCUAUGAUGACCUGGAUUUCCAAUGAACCUUUUGUACUCUCUGGUAAUCUUCAUGGUGGUGCUGUGGUUGCCAGCUAUCCGUUUGAUUCUGGAAUCCCUAAGACAUGCUGUAUAGAGAGUAAAAGCCCAGAUGAUAAUCUAUUUAAGUAUCUUGCCCACAUUUAUGCAGACAAUCAUCCAGAAAUGCAUAAAGGCGAUGCUUGUCCACCAGAAGUAUUCCCAACUGGCGUUACAAAUGGAGCAUAUUGGUAUGAAGUAAUUGGCGGAAUGCAAGAUUUCAAUUAUGCCCGUUCUAAUUCAUUUGAAAUAACGUUUGAACUAAGUUGUUGCAAAUAUCCACCAGCUUCAACGAUAUCAAAUCAAUGGGAAAUGAAUAAAGAACCUCUGAUUAAAUAUUUGGAACAAGUACAUAAUGGAAUAAAAGGAUUUGUACAUAGCAAGGAUGGUAAUCCAAUCCAAGAAGCAAACAUCAUUGUAGCAGGAAUAAACCAUAAUGUAACUACGACAAUUGAUGGCGAGUAUUGGCGUUUGCUUCUCCCAGGGAAUUAUUCAGUUUAUGCUACUGCAUGGGGGUAUGAACCCAGUGAGACUGUAAAUGUUACCGUAUCGAAAGAAACCCCAAUAAUUCUUAAUUUUACAUUAAGCGGCGGAGAAGUAUCUUAUAAUCAAGGCGACAAUGCAGGUGACGUUGAGGAAGUAAUAAGAACUAUUGACAAAUAUGGUUUUUACCAUAACGUAGAAUUCAAGCACCACAACUAUGUGGCGAUGGAGAAGUAUUUGAAAGAGCUCAAUGGAAAUUACGCUAAUAUCACGAGACUCUACAGCAUAGGAUCCUCCGUGGAGGGUCGCGAAUUGUACGUUAUGGAAAUCACAAAGAAUCCCGGGAAACACAGUUCUGAGAAACCGGAAGUGAAAUACGUCGGGAAUAUGCAUGGCAAUGAAGUUGUGGGCAGAGAGAUGCUGCUGUUACUGCUGAGAUAUCUCUGCGAAAAUUACGGCACCGACAAGAGGGUUACACGAAUACUGGAGACGGUUAGACUCCACGUGUUACCGAGCAUGAACCCCGACGGAUAUGAGAUUUCCAAAGAGGAUGACGUCUCCGGAGAACAAGGCAGAACGAAUGCGAAGGGUGUGGAUCUCAAUAGAAACUUUCCCGACCAUUAUACAAUCAACAAUUUUAAUCGAGAGCAGCAACCUGAGACUAAGGCCGUGAUGGAUUGGAUAGCGAAAAUCCCGUUCGUACUCUCUGCUAAUCUUCAUGGAGGUGCAUUAGUUGCGAAUUAUCCUUACGACAACGGGCCGGAAUUCUUGACUAACACCGUGAACCCAAGCCCGGACAACGACGUCUUCAAAAUGUUGGCAUUAACGUAUUCCUCCGCUCAUCCUCGUAUGCACCUUGGAGAGCCUUGUCCGCCAAUGAAACCCUACGGUCCGAAAACGUUCCUUGAAGAACGUUUCCCCAGUGGAAUAACCAACGGCGCCGCUUGGUAUUCCGUCUCCGGCGGCAUGCAAGAUUACAAUUACUUACACAGCAACGAUUUUGAGAUUACUUUAGAAAUUGGAUGUAUCAAGUUCCCAAACGCGAGUGACUUGCCGAAUUAUUGGCUGGAGAAUAGGGAGCCCCUUCUUCGUUAUAUCGAGAUGUCUCGUAAAGGUGUGCAUGGUACAGUGAGCUCAUCUAUUGGCACUCCUAUAUCUCACGCCAGGAUUUCAGUAGAGGAUAUAAAGCACGACGUCUAUACUGCCGAAGGAGGUGAUUAUUGGCGACUGUUGGUGCCAGGGAAAUAUAACAUAACUGUCAUUGCAACAGGAUACGAAGCGCUUACGCAAACUGUUAACGUACCUCAUGGUGAGAAUAUUGAGGAUGGAGAAGUAAUGUUGGACUUCACACUAAUGCGUGAUGAUCCUCUACACUGGUCUUCCGCAUAUGAUUUUGGCUUGAGAGCAAAUUUGCUGGACGGUUAUUUAAAGAAUUCAGAAUUAAGCGCCAGAUUCAGUCAGUUGGAGAAUCAUCAGCCUGAUGUCGCAGAGUUUAUAGCCGGUGAUUCAUUAAUUAGCAUGGCUAUUCAUUCAUUGAAGAUCACGCAUGAUAUCGGAUCACCUGACGAAAAUAAAUUCCGCAUUGCACUAGUGGGAGGAUUAUUCGCUUCCCAGCCGGCGGGUAGGGAAAUCUUGCUGCGUUUGGCGACGCAUAUCCUUAUGGGGAAUGAAAUUGGAAGUCCACCUAUCCAACGGAUACUGGAUAACUCUAUAUUGCACUUUAUUCCCGGCGUUGAUGCAGGAUUCGAUGAUAUAGAACAGAUGAAAGAUUGCAAUCCUAUAGUCAGAGAUGAAGUAGGAGACAAGUUAUUAUCGGGGGGCAACGCAUCUGAACGCAUAGAAGCGAUUAUAAGUGCAUUUAAGAGAAUGCUACAGACCGAAAGUUACGACAUCAUCGUGAUAUUAGGGGGUGGAGCCUCGCAAAUUAGUUAUUCGUACGACGAUCUGGGUAUAUUUAAAACACUCGCUGAGGACUAUGAACAUUCGAGGCAUAAAGAAAUGAAUAGUUAUUCGAACAAUAAUACACAACGUUUGGUGAAUUUUAUACAACGCGUAUACAAUACACCAGUGAUAAGCAUAAGUCUGUCCUCUUGCAAAUAUCCAUCCGCGGACUUCAUUCCUAUGAUUUGGCGUGAAAAUCUGCAACCACUGAUGAAACUCGUGCAAAGUCUCGCGAGCGGUGUCCGCGGAGCAGUAACGGAUGAGCUCAGUGUGCCGCUUCGAGAGGCUACCGUCCAAAUAGGGGAGAAAAGUUACAAAGUGUCAAACAACAUGGCCUAUUUCAAGAUGGUACUCGUACCCGGCGAUUACACGUUAACGGUCUCCUGUGAAGGAUACAGUGCGCGAACAUUGAAAGUUCACGUGAAGCAGGAGAGCGUAACGGACAUCGAUAUCAAACUGAAACGAAAGGAAGCGACGCAGAAGGAGGACAGUCACGAGGCGAAGGUGGUGCUUGAAAAUUUGAGUACUAUAAAUCGCGCUCUGAGCGAGCUGAAUAUGAAGCAUCCGCAACUAACGACUUUACACACCAUCGGCAGAAGUGCGAAGGGUGGCGAGAUAAUGUGUUUGGAAAUUGGCUCCGACAAUGACCUGAAGCAAAUAGGUCGACCCGCCAUUAUAUUCUCAGCCGGCAUGCUACGCAGCGAAUCGGUGACGUCCGAAGUACUCUUGCACUUUGCCUCGUUCCUCUUGGACCGUUAUAAACAGAGCAUCCAAGUUAUGAAUUACGUGAAUAAUUUCUCAAUAUACAUAGCACCGGACUUUACCCCCGAUUCCGACGACAAUCACCGCAUUUGCUCACCGGCGUUGGAAGGCUUGCAGUUUUCGAUCCACGAUCAACUCGACAAUGAAGCGACUACGAUCGCAAAUUGGCUCAGGAACGUCAACGCGGUGUUAGCUGUGAAUCUCAAUAGCGGCUCGCGACACGUUGAAAUCCCAUUCGGGAAUAACUACGGGAAGACGCACGACAAAAUGUAUGAAAGCGCCGACGAGGACUUGCUGCAACAUUUAGCGCAGAUUUACGUCAACGAGAGGACGAACAAAUUAUCUGCGAGCUCGAAGUGUGAGGAAAACUUGAAUAUCGACGAUAAUAACGUGACACAUGCGGGAGCAGGAAUUGGUGGGAAAAGAGGAAAUCCUUUAGUGGAUUACGCUUAUUUCAAUACGAGUACCCUAAUGAUGGAUGUAUACGUCGCUUGUUGCACCACGGACGACUCGAUUGCCAUAUGGGAAGAGAACAAAGAUAGCUUGUUGGCUUGCAUAGAGGAGAUAAGUAAAGGCGUGAAAGGAUUUAUCGCUAACGAGAACGACGAGCCAAUAGAAAAUGUCAUUUUGUCUUAUGACAAAUCACCGCAUCAGAUUAAGAACGGAAGAACGGGCGCCUAUUCGAUUCUUCUACGGCCAGGAAGCCACAAUAUAACUGUCAUGGCAUCCGGAUAUAUUAAACAGACCAAGCUCGUGUCCACGUCCGACGCAAAGAAGUCCUCGAGGCUAGUAUUCAAGCUUAUUCGGGACGACAAUAUCAUGGGAAUGCCUAGACUAGCGUUCAUUAUGUUGACAGGCACAAUAUGUUUUGGCAUUGUCUUAUGUAGCAUAUGUAUCUGCACGCAAUGCCAGUCUUCAGAAAGUUCCGAGAAGAGCAGAAAAGGAUAUGCAUUUAGUCCAUUGAAGAAUGGUUCCAGCUUCUUCGAUGAUGACGAGAAGGAAAUUGAAAUAUUUCGAAGACCAAUGGAUGGAUAUUCCGUGAAUGACAAUGAAGUUACUUCCAGACCAUAUUUUGACGAGGAUAAUAGUUCUGAAGACGGCAGCGAUUUGGAAUUUAUUCGGCCCGAACGAGAGUGGAAUGAUAAAAUACCACAGCAUACGUGAUAACGAGUGAUUUUGUACGAUAUAUAGUUCGUUACAAUGCGUAGGGUAAAUCAAUUGCAUCUCAUUAAUUGGAUUUUACAGAUAAAAGCUUAACUAAUUGUGUUCAAGAUUCAAGAAAAACGUUUGGCAAAGUAAGAAUAAUAAAGUAUUAAAGUUUACGAAAAUUAAAAGCAUAGGGUCCAAGCAUAUUUAAAACAUGUACUUACAUUCAGCUAUACAUACAUGCUGAAUUUUAAUCAGAGAAACACACGUGAUAAUUAUUUACAAAAGGUUACACGGAUUAUUUCGAUUUUGUUAUACGUUAUACCGAAUAAAAUCCGGAAUCAUCUGUACAUUAAAAAUACUUUCACACGUCGUAUAUAUGGUUCCUAAGACAUCAUUUUAAAGUUUUGUAAUUUUAUAUUAAAAUUUUUCAUUUAAAUGAUAUUGAGAAUAAGCUAUUAUUCAUCACUAUCACUCCAAACAUAUCACUAAUCUUUGUUAAUAUAUUCUUUACGUAUACCAGGAUCUCUAAAUACGUUAUUCAACUAAUAUUCACAAACAACCUAUCAAAAAUGUUCGUCUUAUUAAAUUGAUCAGUCUAUCGUAUAUUACUUAUGUAGUAUUAUUAUUAUUAUGUAUUAUUAUUAUGUAGAUGUUACGAUGUACGUGUAAAUAGAAGAAAAAUACGUUAACGUCGUAUAAAAUCUUUUUUCAUUAACAAUGAAUAGUUGGAUAUUGAGACGUAAUAUUUUGCAGGUUUGAAAAGUAUAUAUACAGGGUGUCCCAAGCCAUUCUCGGUUCCCAUGGUAUGCAGAUAGAACGAGUGAAAUUCAGUAGAAAAGUCAUAUAUUAUUUUGCAAAAUUCGUUGUAAUUACGGUUAAAACCUUUUAAAUCCUAUUCAAGAAGAUAACCUUAAUAACAUAUGUCAUGAUCAAAUUCGUUAGAGGUAGGCCUCUCGUUAAUAUCUUUGUUAUCUUGUUAAUAGUGACUUUUUUCGGUAUUUUUACCGGUUCAUUAUAUAACCUGCUUACAAGAACUAGCAAACAUAAGAAAUAUAAACAUAGAAAAAUAACACGAAUAAUAUAUUUGGAGUGGUUAGUAACGAUAAAUUGUGAGUAAUCAAAUAUGAAAUGGCAACACUUUAAAAUGAUAUAUAGGAUUUAACAAUAGUGUGUACGUUCGUUUGUGUGCAUGCAAAACUCGCCAAACUGAACGACAAAAGUUCUGUACAAUUUUGCAAACAAUCAAUUAUUGAGGCAAUUAUUGAGAUAUAAAUUAAAGAAAAUUAGCGAAUAAGUGCACGUGAUAAAGUUGGACGAACUCUUUAGGCAAAAUUUCGUUCAAGAUAUCUGAAUCUCUUGAUAAUCUUCUAACAACGGUAGGCAAUAUGGUAAUACUAGGUCGUAGAGGUACAGUUCAGUAUCAGAAAAUUGUUUACAUCAUCUUUAACCUUUUGUAAAUAAUCAUUAAGUGCGUCUUGUAAUAAUGUUUUGCCGCUAAUAAUUUAAUUAAUUUGUAUAUGUUAUAUUAUUACGUGAAC
Messenger RNA from Dinoponera quadriceps, 6712 nucleotides. RefSeq names its product carboxypeptidase D-like (gene svr). Gene Ontology annotation, molecular function: zinc ion binding; metallocarboxypeptidase activity. The transcript has 15 exons. NCBI's taxonomy places the organism in Eukaryota, Metazoa, Arthropoda, Insecta, Hymenoptera, Formicidae. The record is from RefSeq and is a predicted model, not a curated record. Gene Ontology annotation, biological process: proteolysis. Bases 180 to 5189 code for a protein of 1669 amino acids.